AUGCUCAAGCGGAAGUUGGUCCAGUGCCUGAGGGAAGGAGACUUGCCAAGCUAUCGUGUCGUGCUCAACGCGCAGGCAGUCCUUUGCAGAGGCCUUCCCAUCGAUCCCAUCGCAGAUUUGGUCCCGGGCUUCGAUUCCUCCCAGCAUGAGUCUGAUGAGGGCUCACUUCGCGUUGCGCAGUUCUUGUUCCAGAACGGCUUUGCCCAGGUCUCUGAGUACGACGCCAUGGGCUGGUCGCCGAUGUGCUACGCAGCCCUUAACGGGGAUCCAGCACUGGUGAAGGCCUUGUUGGAAAGGCGCGCGAACCCCAGCGAUGAGACCAAGAAGGGCCAGCCCCUGCUGGCUGUUUCGAAGCAGAUAAGUGCACUCGCCCUUGCAGCUAUGUUCCGGAAUAACGAUGCUGUGAAGCUGCUUUUGGCGGCCAACUCUGAUCUCCAUCCCAGAAGAUCCAGUGUUCCUUUGUGUCUGGCUUCUUUCGGAAACAAUGCCGUUCCUUGGGGACGAGAUGAACCCUAA
Messenger RNA from Symbiodinium natans, 516 nucleotides. The record is from the annotation of a GenBank genome assembly. Lineage: Eukaryota; Dinophyceae; Suessiales; Symbiodiniaceae.